Molecule: messenger RNA, 1367 nt
Organism: Bursaphelenchus xylophilus (pine wood nematode)
Lineage: Eukaryota; Metazoa; Nematoda; Chromadorea; Rhabditida; Aphelenchoididae
Source: the annotation of a GenBank genome assembly
AUGGCCGCCGCUACCGCCGCUCACGGAUUCUCCGUCUAUGGUAAAUUUGAAUUGCAAUUUUGUGAGACCGACGACUCCGUGGAGUCCGCCAUGGUCGCAACUUGAAGUUUCGUGGCGGCCGAUACGGAUUCGGACGCCUCUCGGCUUGAUUUUGCGGAGAAGACGGCGAAUUUCGAAAAGUUUAGAGAGAAAAUUGGGGAAAGUAUGAGGGUGAAGGGCCGAAUCGCCUUCACCAUGCUCAAAAUAUUAUCCAGCAGAAUUUUUGCAUUGAUAUUCCCCGAAAACGGAACGGGAUCCACGGUUUUGUCGGACGUGGAGAUCAAAAAAUACCGAAGUGUCGAAGGUCUAGGUAGGAUUGUGUAUUCGUAGGGUUCUUUCGGCCUUGUAAGCGCCUUGUCUUGUAAAAUCGACGCUUCGGUUCGACAUUAAUGUGUGCUGCGGAGGUUGAGAGGUGAAUGAAGGUCGGGCGAGCGUAUGGACAACGUCGAAUUGACCGUCUCUCGGUGGUGGGAAACACCCCUGUUUUUAUCUCCGUACGGGCAUCUAACGCAAUGUUCUGACGGUCCGCCGCCUCUUCGGACGCCCUUCUCUCGCCACACCCGAGCAGCGCAAUAUUAAUACAAAUGUGCUUGUUGCGUCCGCCACGGCUCUCCCUAGGUCUCUUUGCUCUUGUAAGACGGGACGCACAAGCGGGGCGACUUUGAUUAUUGGGGUGGGGGUCUUUGUGUGGAGAUGCGCACCAGAGGAGCACCCUUGACACCGACCUGGAAUCCCUCACGGAGCCGCAUAUGAGGUGAGUAGCCUGCUCUCGCUACCCGACGUCUUGAGUUUACAUCUUCUAGGUUGUCUGUCCUGAACAUAAAUAGUCCCAGUCUUUGGUCCCUAACAAUUCUUUCUCUAUUACAAGUGAUUUGAAGAGAAUUUGGUAACGUUUUAGUUUCUUUCCUAAAAAUAUAGUUGAUGAUAAUCUGUGAUGACCUCUAAAUCCUCUUCAACUCACUUUUACUGUCUAUUUUGUCUUUGAGAAGAUUUCAAUCUUUUCAUGUCUAAAAUAUUAUAAUUUCAGUUGGAAACAUCCCAUACAAUGCCACUGAGGCCGAGAUUGGUCAAUUCUUUAGCUCUGCUGGUCCAGUCACCAACGUUCGGUAAGCAUUCUCUCUAUUUUUCACAUUUAGGUAUCACGUCCAUGGUUAAACCGUAAUAUAAUUUAAUUUUUUAGCCUGGUUUACGACAGAAUGACCAACCGCCCCAAGGGAUUCGGAUUCUGCGAGUAUGCCGAUCAACAAUCCGCCGAAAACGCCGUCAACACGUUGAACUCGACUGACUUCCAAGGCCGCACGCUCCGUGUGAACUACGCCAACAAGUAA